AUGGCUCCGGACGAGGGAUGGCUGUGUGAUCGUUGUAACGAGAAAGGUUAUAUUUGUGGAGGAUACGGCGAGGAACGAAAAGGGUGGUAUAAGGACCUGGGAUUCAUCUCUUACGUUAGGAUAGUGUUGAUGCAGCAGCAGCCUGCGAGGCCGGUCACUGGGCAUAACGUUCCUACCUCUGUGGACCGCCUAUCCUUAUCCGGCCAUUUAUCCGUACAAUCGCCAGUUCGAUCAGAGCCUUUAGGUCAAUUAUCGCGUGGCUCCAUAGAAGCGCCUGUCCAAACUUGUGCUCAGCUAAAUAGCAUUCCGCGGUCAGGUUCUGGCUUUGCCCAUUUGGUCCCAAGCAACCCCUAUCCUUGCGAAGAUGGGCAUCACCUACAGGCAAUGCAUGUUAACGAUCCCCCCGUUUUCACUCCUAUGACACAUCGACCUCAUCUUGCUCAUCCACCCGUUUCAUCGUUGCGCGGUUUUCCCCCUCCGAUGUCCAUGCAAGCGUCUGUCUCAUUGCAUGCACCCCCAGAGGGAUUUCCGCCAGCCUACUCCCCUGCUCCCCAGUCGAAUAGUGGCCCAGGACUAAGUUCUGGCUUUUCCUAUUCAAAUUAUGACUCUCCCUCAACCAACCUCCUAACGCAUCAAGAGCGUCAGGGUGGGCACCAGCCAGAGGCGAUGCGUGCUACAUCUGCGCCAUGGCCACCGUUUUCCAGUCAUCCACGUCGGCAGCGCUCCAGCCAGCCGGGAUACAAUUCACAGCCGACGCUCGCACAAGCCUCUGCCCCGUUCUACGGAGGGUCUGACGAGCUGCCUCCGGCCAGCUGGAUCGCUCCUCGGUCGGAUAGAGCCCCAGGGCCGAGCCAUAACUUGAUCACUUUGAACGUCGACGCUUUUCCUCAGAACUGGUGCCAAUCCCAAGCGAAUCAUUUUCAAAUCUAG
Molecule: messenger RNA, 930 nt
Organism: Cantharellus anzutake
Lineage: Eukaryota; Fungi; Basidiomycota; Agaricomycetes; Cantharellales; Hydnaceae
Exons: 3
Coding region: 1-930 (309 amino acids)
Source: RefSeq, a predicted model, not a curated record